AUGGCGGACUGUAUACGUGUUCCUCUUCUCCUGCUCUCGAUCUGCAUCUUCUCCUCUUUGCACCCAAUUCGAGGACAAAAUAAUGUUAUCACCAAACUCGCAGCUAAUGCUGAUCUUCCGCUGAAGCCUGCCGGAGGUCUGGGGCCGGCAGCGGGGAUCCCGGGAGCCGCGGAAAGGAUCCCGGGAGCCGGGGCCUCGCUGCCUCGGAAGCGCUCCACCGGCUGGAAGUUGGUCGAGGAAGGGGUGUGCAGGGAGGACCUGACCCUGCUUUGCCCCAAACACUCAUGGAACAACAACCUGGCGGUGCUGGAGUGUCUGCAGGACAGGAAAGAGGAAACUGAGAUUGCAGCCGAAUGCAACAAUCUGCUGUGGAACUACAAGCUGAACCUGACCACCGACCCCAAGUUUGAGUCUGUCGCCGUGGAGGUCUGCAAGACCUCCAUCUCUGAGAUCAGAGAAUGCGCGGCAGAGGAGCUGGGGAAGGGCUACCUGGUGUCCUGCCUGGUGGAUCACCGUGGCAACAUUAGCGACUACCAGUGUAACCAGUACAUCACCAAGAUGACUACCAUCGUGUUCAGCGACUACCGGCUCAUCUGCGGCUUCAUGGAGAAGUGCCGCGAGGACAUCAAUACGCUACACUGCGGCAGCAUCAGCACCGGGGAAAAGGACGUCCACUCUCAGGGCGAGGUCAUCGCCUGUCUGGAGAAGGCUUUGGUGCGGGACGCCGAGGAGCAGCAGGGGGCGCACCCCAUCAAAGACGAGUGCAAGAGGUCCAUCAUGAGGGUGGCCGAGCUCUCCUCGGACGACUUCCACCUGGACCGCUACCUAUAUUUCUCCUGCCGGGAGGACCGCGAGCGCUUCUGUGAAAAGACGCUGGCCGGAGAGGGGCGAGUUUACAAAUGUCUCUUCAAUCACAAGUUCGAGGAGGCGAUGACGGAGAGGUGCCGCGAGGCGUUGACCACCCGGCAGAAGCUGAUCGCUCAGGACUACAAGGUGAGCUACUCGCUGGCCAAGGCCUGCAAGUCGGACCUGAGGAAGUACCACUGCAGCGCCGACAGCAACAUGCCGCGGGCCCGCGAGGCCCGCCUCUCCUACCUGCUACUGUGCCUGGAGUCGGCUGUGCACCGAGGCCGCGUGGUCAUCGGCGAGUGUCAGGGCGAGAUGAUGGACUACAGGCGGAUGCUGAUGGAGGACUUCUCCCUGAGUCCGGAGAUCGUGCUGCACUGCCGGGCGGAGAUCGAGGGCCACUGCUCGGGCCUCCACCGCAAGGGCCGCACGCUGCACUGCCUGAUGAGGGUUGGCCGGGGGGACGCCAGUGCCAUCGACGCCAACUGCCAGAGGGCGCUCCAGACUCUGAUCCAGGAGGCUGACCCCGGCUCCGACUACCGCAUCGACCGGGCCCUCAAUGAGGCCUGUGAGUCUGUGAUCCAGACGGCCUGCAAGCACAUCCGCAGCGGGGACCCGAUGAUCCUGUCGUGUUUGAUGGAGCACCUGUACACAGAGAAGAUGGUGGAGGACUGUGAGCACCGGCUGCUGGAGCUGCAGUACUUUAUCGCCCGAGACUGGAAGCUGGAUCCCGUCCUGUACAGGAAGUGUCAGAGCGACGGCGCCCGCCUCUGCCACGCCCACCGCUGGAACGAGACCAGCGAGGUGAUGCCGCCCGGCGCCAUCUUCUCCUGCCUUUACCGCCACGCCUACCGCUCGGUGGAGCAGGGCCGCCGGCUCUCCAGGGACUGUAAGGUGGAGGUGCAGAGGAUCCUCCACCAGAGGGCGCUGGACGUGAAGCUGGACCCCGAGCUCCAGAGGCAGUGCAUGACCGACCUGGGAAAGUGGUGCAGCGAAAAGACGGAGCCCGGCCAGGAGCUGGAGUGCCUGCAGGACCACCUGGAGGACCUGGUGGCCGGCUGCAGGGACGUGGUGGGCAACCUGACGGAGCUGGAGUCCGAGGACAUCCAGAUUGAGACUCUGAUGAUGCAGGCGUGUGAACCCGUCAUCCAGACCUUCUGCCACGAGGUGGCCGAUAACCAGAUCAACACGGGGGACCUGAUGGAGUGUCUGGUGCAGAACAAACACCAGAAGGAGAUGAAUGAGAAGUGUUCUGUGGGAGUGACGCACUUCCAGCUGAUCCAAAUCAAAGACUUCCGUUUCUCCUACAAGUUCAAGACGGCCUGCAAGGAGGACGUCCUCAAGCUGUGUCCCAACAUCAAGAAGAAGGUGGACGUGGUGAUCUGCCUCAGCACCACCGUGAGGAACGACACGCUGCAGGACGCCAAGGAGCAGCGGGUGUCCAUCAAGUGUCGCAAACAGCUGCGGGUGGAGGAGGUGGAGAUGUCGGAGGACAUCCGCUUAGAACCAGAGUUGUACGACCCCUGUAGGCAGGACAUCAACCGGCUGUGUCAGAACGUGCCCUUCGGAAACGCACAGGUCAUCGAGUGUCUGAAGGAGAACAAACGGCAGCUGACUCAGCGCUGCCACCAGCGCAUCUUCAAGCUGCAGGAGGUGGAGAUGGUGGAUCCCGAGCUGGACUACCAGCUGAUGAGGGUCUGCAAGCACAUGAUCAGGCGGUUCUGUUCGGAGUCGGAGGGGAAGAACGUUCUUCAAUGUCUGAAGCAGAACAAGAACAGCGAGUUGAUGGAUCCUAAAUGCAAGCAGAUGAUCACCAAGAGACAGAUCACCCAGAACACGGACUACAGGCUGAACCCGGUGCUGAGGAAGGCCUGCAAAGCCGACAUCCCCAAGUUCUGCCAGCCCAUCCUGAACAAGGCCAUGGCGGACAGCGAGCUGGAGGGGCAGGUCAUCGCCUGCCUCAAGCUGAAAUACGCCGGCCAGCGUUUGUCUCCAGACUGCGAGGCUCAGAUCCAGGUCAUCCUGCAGGAGUCAGCGCUGGACUACAGGCUGGACCCUCAGCUGCAGAUCCAAUGCACAACGGAGAUUUCCCAGCUGUGUUCAGAGGAGGCGGCGGCUCAGGAGCAGACGGGUCAGGUGGAGGAGUGUCUUAAGGUCAACCUGUUGAAGAUUAAACAGGACGGAUGUAAGAAGGAGGUUCUGAACAUGCUGAAGGAGAGUAAGGCGGACAUCUUCGUGGACCCUGUCCUCCACACGGCCUGCGCUCUAGACAUCAAACAUCAAUGUGCAGCCAUCCCACCUGGAAGGGGGCGACAGAUGUCGUGUCUGAUGGAGGCACUUCAGGACAAACGAGUACGUUUGCAGCCGGAGUGCAAGAAGAGACUUCAGGAUCGCAUCGACAUGUGGAGCUAUGCCGCAAAGGUGGCUCCUGCCGAGGGCUUUUCUGACCUGGCCAUGCAGGUGAUCACGUCUCCAUCCAAGAACUACAUUCUGAUGGUGAUUGGUGGAGGCGUUGCUGUGCUCUUUGUAAUGGGGCUGCUCUGCGGCCGAUUCACCAGGCGCGUCACUCAGCAGCUGAAAGACAGGUAGACCCCACCCCCUUUGGGUUCAGGACACACCCACCGGAGAACAACCACCUCUGAUCAUCAACCCCCCUUCUCCCCUUUCCUCUCUGAGUCACCACUUAAUAUACAGAAAGAAAUUGGCAUCUUUGGCCAUCUCUGCAAUAUCAAAGAGGAAUUACCCACAACCCUGCAGGACAAAGUCUGCUUAAUCAGUGACCUCAGUGAUCUGUUCUUCCGUCCUCUACUCGCCAGGAGGCCACGCCGCCUGCCACCUUUUCUUCUUCUCUUCCCAAGCAUCGAUAACGAGCGUGGCCUCCUCCUGUGGUUUUACCCCACCCUCACCUGAUGUAGAUGCAUUGUUACUUCUCAGUUUUUCUUUCUCCCAUGUUGGCAGUGAGACAAAGAUGGGGUUGGGAGGGGCUGGUAAGAAUAUGGGGUCAGAGGUUAAGAUUGACAAAGGAGGUAAAAUCAUGGUCUAAUCAACUGUAAAUGUGUAGAAAGUGGGUUUGGAAAUGCUCAAAUAUAGAGCAGUUUAACGAUUCAAUGACGUGUGUGUGUGUGUGUGUAUGCCAGAGAGAGAUUGUGUGUAUAUGUAAAAGUGUGUGUGUGAUUGAAACUGUCCUACCACCUUAUUGUUCUCAUUUGUUGUCCCACUAAAGUUUUUUUUGUGGGUGGUUUGAUAUAUCUUCGUUUUUUUUUGCCGAUGUGUUAGUUAGAUUUUACCGCCAUGGGACUGCCAGGCGGGUGGUGACAAGCAGUCAGCACUCCACUCUGGACACAUCAAAGGCUCCCAACCAGCUCGCUCACAAUCUCUCCUCACAGCUGGAAUACCUGGGGAUAUUUUUAUUUUAGCUUUCUAAAGCGGCGGACUUGACGACUUCAGUCAAGUAUUUUUUUCGCUCCAUUCAUUAUUUAUUUUCCCAGCCCAAUCCGCGCCUUAAACACACCGCCCUCGUCCAGCUGCAUCUCCCGCUUUGACCGGGUUCUUUUUUACAUUUCCGGCAGCCGGUUGGAACGCUUGCUUUGAGUGAGGGGUCCCCGCGGUCCCACCGGGUGGGAAUUUAACACGAUGGCUGCUGACACAGGAAAAAACCCCAAAAUAAAAUAAAAAGAUUAUAGAUCAUUAUAGAGAUGUGAAUAUUUUUGAUGAGACUGGAAUCACUGCACAUUUGUUGUCAUAUAUCUAGAUCUAUCUAGAUUUAUAUAUAUACAGUUUUGUCAUAGCCUUAUUUAUUUGUUUACUAAUGGUCAGUUGUUGUUUUUUCUUGUCUUUUUGUUAAUAUGGUUUGAAUGUUCUCCGGUUGCCUUUUCUCCAGCGAGCAAUCGCCCCUCCUUCCCCGAGAGGGAGGGAGGUUGGUCCCCUCCGGGCAUUGACCUGCUCUGUCAGUGUGACAGUGGACGCCUCUCUGGUGGGCAGAGGGAGUCUUUCAGAGGGAUCAAAGUGUUCAUCUUUAAUGUGACGAUACUUUGGGGAUGUACACUGGUGCCGAUCAGCGAUGCGGAUACAAGGGGGGGGGGGGUUAGCUCUCUGCUACAUAUGUAGGUCAACACCCAAACUACAGGUGUGAAACCAAACUUCGGACAACUAGCAAAA
Messenger RNA from Gasterosteus aculeatus aculeatus (three-spined stickleback), 5004 nucleotides. RefSeq names its product Golgi apparatus protein 1-like. Gene Ontology annotation, molecular function: fibroblast growth factor binding. Gene Ontology annotation, cellular component: Golgi membrane. The record is from RefSeq and is a predicted model, not a curated record. NCBI's taxonomy places the organism in Eukaryota, Metazoa, Chordata, Actinopteri, Perciformes, Gasterosteidae.